CAGUUCGGAACGGUGUGCGGAGCGUGGGAGAACGCCCACGGGAGCUGAUCCCGCUCACGGGCGCGGGAGUCUCAGCGCGGAAACAUGGCGGCUCUGACUACUGUAGUGGUGGCGGCGGCGGCCACAGCAGUCGCCGGAGCGGUGGCGGGGGCGGGCGCGGCCGCGGGGACCGGCGUGGGAGCGGCGCCGACGCCGCAACAGAGUGAUGGCAGCUUUAGUGCUUCAGGUGGAGUUCGUCAUUUUCAGCUUCAGAACUGGAAACAGAAAGUUAGUCGGACGAAGAAAGUAGAAUUCAUACGCACAGCAGAAAAAUUAAAACACCAAGUUAUUGUCAUAGAAAAAGAUAAACACAGUCAUUUCUACAACCAAAGAGGUGACUUCAGGACUGAGUAUAGUAUACUGGAAGAACUGGAAAACAAACUGAUCAACAGCAGGAAGACAGAACGAGCAAAGAUCCAGCAACAGUUGGCCAAGAUACAUAACAAUGUAAAGAAACUUCAGAACCAGCUGAAAGAUGUGAAGCCUACGCCUGACUUUGUUGAGAAGCUCAGAGAAAUGAUGGAAGAAAUUGAAAAUGCAAUCAAUACUUUUAAAGAAGAACAGAGAUUAAUAUACGAAGAGCUUAUUCAGGAAGAGAAAACAACCAAUAACGAGCUGAGCGCCAUCUCCAGGAGGAUUGAGUCCUGGGCUCUGGGUAAUUCAGAAACAGAGAAAGCUUUCAGAGCCAUCUCAAGCAAAGUUCCUGUAGACAGAGUGACACCGAGUACGCUUCCAGAAGAAGUGGUAGAAUUUGAAAAAUUCCUCCAGCAAACAGGAGGGCGGCAGGGGGGCUGGGAUGAUGUGGACCACCAGAACUUUGUGAAGGUGAGGAACAAACAUAAGGGGAAGCCGACAUUUAUGAAGGAGGUUGUGGAACACCUUCCGGGAAGAACGCCAGAUGAGGUUCAGCAACAUGAGAAGUGGUACCAAAAAUUCCUGGCUCUAGAAGAAAAGAAAAAAGAGUCUAUUCAAAGUUGGAAAACCAAAAAGCAGCAAAAGAAGGAGGAAAUACUCAAGUUAAAGGAAAAGGUAGACACCAUGCCUCUGCCUUCUCAGAGCAAACCAGAAGAUAAUCCAAAGCAGAAAGAGGAACAGAGAAAGAAACAGAAGUUGGCAGUCGAAGCUUGGAAAAAGCAGAAGAGUCUAGAGAUGUCAGUGAAGCAUGCUUCCCAGCUCAGAGAGGAGGAAGAGAAAGAGAGAAAGCAGCAGAGAGAGCGCCAGCGGCAGUCAAAGCUCAAAUUGCUCCUGGAGAGCUACACACAGCAGAAGAGGGAGCAAGAGGAUUUCCUGAGGCUCGAGAGAGAGAUAAAGGAAAAGACAGAAAAGGCAGAGAAGAGGAAGACGGCUGCUGAUGAGAUCUCCAGGUUUCAAGAAAGAGAUUUACAUAAACUCGAACUGAAAAUUCUAGAUAGACAGGCAAAAGAAGAGGAGAAGGCAGAAAAACAAAGGCGACUAACAAAAUUAAAAGAAAAGGUUGAAAAUAAUGUCAGUAGAGAUCCCUCUAGGCUUUAUAAACCUACCAAAGGCUGGGAAGAACGAACCAAAAAGAUAGGUCCAUCAGACUCCGGACCUCUUCUCCAUAUCCCACACAGGGCCAUUCCAACCUGGCGGCAAGGAAUCUAGAGGGACUAUGAGAUAAUACAAUUGCUAGUCACUUGAUAAGAAUGUUAGUACAUUGCUAUUUCAGGAGAAGGUGAUUAACUAUGCUAUUUAAAUAUCACUAACUUAGGUUGGUUAUUGUGCUGUGUAUGAAUUGAGAGCUUUAAGUGUCUUAUAGCAUUGUCAGUAUUUUGUUUGUACAAAGAUGAUACAUGUUGGCCUGUUAUUGAUAUGAAAGUUAUUUAAAUAGGUUUGUGUUACAAACAUUAUUACAUUUAAAUACUCAAAAUAUUUCAGAGAUGUUUUUAUCAUGGCUUAGUGACAUUAUUUAGGAGAAUCAGUCUUUUUUAAGCCAAAUUUUGUUACUUUUAUAACUUGGAAGUAACUAAGCUUGAGUCACGAAAACAUAAGGUGUCUUUUUCUUUUUUAAAAAAGAGUUGUUCAUUCUAAGUUUAACAAAAUGGUAGUUUGUUAAUUGUUUCAUUUUUGUGUAAUGGAUAUUUUGUAUUUGAUUAAAGCAUGCUUUGUUUUAUAUGGAGACUAUUUUAAAUAACCUCCCUUCCUAUAUGUACUGUAUUCAUAUAUUAUGAUGUUAUCCUCUGGGUUUCCUGCAACUAUGUCAAAUUCUCUUUCAACCUUUUUGGACUCCACAGAUUUAUAAAAUCUUUGUGUCUUUGUACCUUA
This is a messenger RNA of Grammomys surdaster, 2322 nucleotides long. It is a transcript of the gene Ccdc112, whose product is annotated as coiled-coil domain containing 112. Lineage: Eukaryota; Metazoa; Chordata; Mammalia; Rodentia; Muridae. The record is from RefSeq and is a predicted model, not a curated record. Bases 85 to 1662 code for a protein of 525 amino acids. The transcript is spliced from 10 exons.